UCCUUUAAAAAUAGAAGCAGAUAAACCCUCUCUCCAAGUGCAAGGAAAACGAGAGCAAUUAAGAAAUAAUGCCAGAAUCGUACUGCGUGAAGGAGAGUAAACCCUGUGUGGGUUGGGUUGAGAAAUACUUGGAUGAUUGUCUCUGCAAUUUGAAAGAUAAAAUCUCCUUUGGCUUUGGCUUCAUAAGUCUCGUAUGUUGGGGAGUAGCAGAAAUUCCUCAGAUAAUAACCAACUUUCGCGCUAAGUCCAGCCAUGGUGUCUCCUUAGCCUUUCUCCUCACUUGGGUCGCUGGCGACAUAUUCAACCUCCUUGGUUGCCAUCUGGAGCCAGCCACGUUGCCAACCCAGUACUACACAGCUCUGCUUUACACAAUCACUACGAUCGUGUUAGUACUUCAAAGUUUCUAUUAUGACUACAUCUAUAAAUGGGGCAAGCCUCUUCGGAAGAUUAACAUCGAUGAGGCUCAUGAAGAAGAAGAGAAAAAACCUUUGAGACAGAAACCAGGCCGCGACUCUGGGAUUCCAAUACAAAAUGACGGACCCAAAGAAACGCCUCGACGGGAUUACUACUAUAGGUCAGCGAGAUCUUUGGCUGCUAAUGAUACUCCACCAUUUGGUACCUACUUGAGAGCUGCUAAAAGUGUCCCUUCAGCCAUGGAAAUGAACAAUGAUUCAUCCUCAGAUGAUGAGGCACCUCCACUCUCUUCUACGAAGCCUGUAACACAGCCUAGACCAAUCCCCCGUUCUGUCCCUACAAGCUAUGGAACUUUUCUAGCAGCAUCUAUGAACUUGCCCCGGCAGGGUAAUGCUUUGAUGGAGGGAUACAAAAGAUUCAAUGGAAGAAAGCUACUCUCGCAGGAGCACAACAUGCACAGUGCUUUGGGUCAAUGGUUAGGAUGGCUCAUGGCUGUUAUCUAUAUGGGUGGCCGGCUUCCUCAAAUAUGGUUGAAUAUUAAAAGAGGGAGCGUGGAGGGCUUAAAUCCACUCAUGUUCAUCUUUGCAUUGAUCGCCAAUGCCACUUACGUGGGAAGUAUUCUUGUACGAACUAUCGAAUGGGAAAGCAUCAGAGCUAAUAUGCCAUGGCUUUUGGAUGCCAUUGUUUGCGUGGCAUUGGACCUAUUCGACUAUAAAGUUGGUAAACCUCAACAGUGGCAGAUAAUUUUGCAGUAUGCCAACUACAGAUACGUUCGGAAGAAAACAGGAAGUGAUGAUGCUGAUUAUGGAGACUACAAAGAAGCCAGCAAAACUUUUGUGUCUUGAUUUGUGGGACUGUAGCCGACACAUGUAGGUCUUCCCCAUUAUGAACCAAUAUUAUACUUCAAUUCCACCAUGACAUUCAGCUAUUAGUAAAGGUCUGGCUAGAAAAAUGAGGUGGACUAGUUAGGAAACGCUUCUAUAUAUUAGCGUCUUAAAAUGUGCUAUACGAUUACCAGCUAUCAAUGUAAUCAAGUUUAUGAAUUAUGAAUCGUUCACGGUUCUUACACCAGCUAUAUAUCAAAGUUAUAAAGUUUAUGAAUUAUCAACCGA
Messenger RNA from Glycine soja, 1526 nucleotides. RefSeq names its product probable vacuolar amino acid transporter YPQ1. The transcript is spliced from 12 exons. The record is from RefSeq and is a predicted model, not a curated record. NCBI's taxonomy places the organism in Eukaryota, Viridiplantae, Streptophyta, Magnoliopsida, Fabales, Fabaceae. Bases 69 to 1259 code for a protein of 396 amino acids.